AACCAACCUGUGCAACAAGUCAUAUAAACUUGUAUUCUAGAGAGCCAAGAGAUGGAUGAAGCACAACCACCUAUUGUAGUUACAAGUACAAGCAGCAUGCCGCAGGAAGACACGCUGAGUAGAGACAGCACCACAGCAGAGGGUGCAACCACCCCUAUCCUGCAAGGUCAUGUCUUCAAGCAAUCCAGUCAUGGCAUUGGCUCAAAGAUUGGACUCAUCUCAUUCAAGAAGAGAUAUUUUGUUCUAUUUAACGGAGUGCUCAUGUAUUACAGACACCAGUCGAGCUACGAGAAAGACAAGCACCAUGGCUUGAAACGUGGCAAGAAGAUCUUAUUGGAUAACCUGUACCUAACCCACUGCUCAUUACAUACCACAAGCCAUUGCUUUACUCUCCAUACGCCUCACACAGACAACAAGAGAACGUUGUAUCUACUGGCUAUGACAGAUCGCCAGUCACGGAAUAUUUGGAUGGAGAUGCUUCAACAACAGAACCAGCAGCUAGAUCCACCUAUCAGUGAAACUGACGGACCUCUGAAACCCCUCCCACCUUACAUCAACAUGAUACGAACGCUGAGAACACCCUCCCCUGUAAUGAGACAAAGAUCACCCACUCCUGAUCAAAUACACAUCACAGAACUGGAAAACUAUCACUACUCUGCUAUGCAUGAAAUACAAGAACCGACUAAGCUAAGACGUGGAACCUGGAGCUGCCACCAACCCUCAGGGCUUCUCAAGACGACAGACAAAGGCUACAAGAAGUCGUUAAGUGCAGGGGCUGUCCCCCCUUACAAGUCUAGACCUGGUAGUAGUGACUCUCUGGCGAAUGAGCUACAGAAAUCGUCAGAAUGACAUUAAUUGAGGAAAUUUAUUUAUUUAUUAUUAUUUAUUUAUUUAUAUGGGAGCGGUUGUUUAUUAUUAAUUAAGAUACACUACUUGAUAUACAUGACAAAAAUUUGAACAAAUCAA
This is a messenger RNA of Halichondria panicea, 966 nucleotides long. RefSeq lists its product as uncharacterized. NCBI's taxonomy places the organism in Eukaryota, Metazoa, Porifera, Demospongiae, Suberitida, Halichondriidae. Bases 52 to 849 code for a protein of 265 amino acids. The transcript has 3 exons. The record is from RefSeq and is a predicted model, not a curated record.